Notolabrus celidotus (New Zealand spotty) is the source of this 7397-nucleotide messenger RNA. It is a transcript of the gene zfpm1, whose product is annotated as zinc finger protein, FOG family member 1. The record is from RefSeq and is a predicted model, not a curated record. The coding region runs from base 389 to 4486 and encodes 1365 amino acids. Gene Ontology annotation, biological process: positive regulation of transcription by RNA polymerase II; heart development; negative regulation of transcription by RNA polymerase II. NCBI's taxonomy places the organism in Eukaryota, Metazoa, Chordata, Actinopteri, Labriformes, Labridae. Gene Ontology annotation, cellular component: nucleus. Gene Ontology annotation, molecular function: RNA polymerase II-specific DNA-binding transcription factor binding. The transcript is spliced from 9 exons.
UUGAGUGUAGCUCUGGAGCUCCAUUGAAAGUAGCUCCCUGAUCCAGAGACAGCGCAGGCGGACAAGGGGGCGGACCGGCGAGAGGAAACUUGACAGAAAACAAUAGCAGUCACUUCCGCUGACCUCCAUUGAACUGAUAUCAUUAUCAGAGCUAAUAUUACUCAAGACAGACGACUGUGCCCGCUGACUAACGCGGUGACGGCUGAACCGGAGGCGCGCCCAGGGAAGGAAUAACGAUAGCAGGAGAAACGGGGAGAAAGGUGAGGUGAAGAAGGCACGUUUGGGAAGAAGCGGAGGAGGAGGAGGGCAGUGACAAGUACCCGGACUCAGCCACAGGUAGCCCCUGCGUUAGCUGUCGUGGCAGAAGAUAUCAAAGUGCAGACGGGUCAUGCGGAUUUCUCCGGUCUGUGGUCGGAGCGCCGCGGACGCAGCAGUAAACGGUGUUCGAAGAGAGAAGAGGCAGAAAACAGAAGAACCAAGCGUCUUUCAGUCCGUUCAAGCGGGCUCCUGGUCCCGGGGAAGAGCCACCAUGUCCCGGAGGAAGCAGAGCAAACCCCGGCAGAUAAAGCGUUCCCUAGGGGAUCUCGAUGGCGGCGAGGAGAACACACCGGACAAUCUCAGCCUUUCAGGAGAGGAGGGCGGAGCCUCAGACCCUGAUGAUUCAGCAGAGGGCGACAGCUCCAGCCCCCCGCUGUACACACCUCUGUUCAAUGAAGAGCCUAGGACUCAGGACUCUCGAGGCAGCCCUGAUGAUGAAGACGGUGACGGGGAGGAGCAAGUUUCAACACACAGUGGAGGGGAGGAGGAAGAGGCAGUGGCGGAAGAAGAGGAGGUGUCACAUUGGAGGGGUCCAGACGAGCUUGAGCUCUGUGAAGAGGGUGGUGACAGCAGCGUGGUGGCCAGCAGGGACAUCCAACCAGACAUAACGUGGGGUCCCUAUCCUGGAAUCGUCCAAUCAGACAGCAGCACAGAGGGUCAGGAGACAGAGGAUCUGAGGAUGACUCUUGUUUGUGACGAUCCUGACUGUUGGAUCCGUCUGCUCCCUCUGUCCUCUGACCCCUCAGAUGCCAACUGCACCAUCUACAGCCGAGGUGAAGAGUUAUUCUGCAGGGUGACCAGAGAGCUUGUGGUGGGUGAAAAGCUCCUCGUGUCCCUUUCCACACCACCUCUGGGCUCCUCCUCCUCCCCACUGGGUCAGCUCUCUCCUCCACUCAGCCUGGUCACCCAGAAACAACCUGUGGUGAAGGAGGAGCCUCUGUACCCAGCAGCCUUGCGCUCUGAAAUCCAGCUUCUCCCACAGCAGGCAGGCAUGGCUGCCAUCUUGGCUACUGCUGUUGUUAACAAGGACAUUUUCCCGUGCAAAGACUGUGGAAUCUGGUACCGCAGUGAGAGGAACCUUCAAGCACACCUUAUGUACUACUGUGCCAGUCGUCAGAAACAGCCAGCCGCAGCUUCAUCCCCUCCUCAAGACAAACCCAAGGAGUCCUACCCCAAUGAACGUAUCUGCCCCUUCCCACAGUGCAACAAGAGCUGCCCCAGCGCAAGCUCACUGGAGAUCCACAUGCGUACACACAGCGGUGAGAGCAAGAUUUCAAUUUGUGCCAGAAAAACAAACGGUGAGCGUCCCUUUGUCUGUCUCAUCUGUCUGUCAGCCUUCACUACAAAAGCAAACUGUGAGCGCCACCUCAAGGUCCACACAGACACACUGAAUGGAGUAUGUCAUGGCUGCGGCUUCAUCUCCACGACAAGGGACAUCCUCUACAGCCAUCUGGUCACCAGUCACAUGGUUUGCCAGCCUGGAUCUCGCAGUGAAGUCUACUCCCCCGGGCCAGGCCUUCCCAAACUGCCACUGUCCACUGGUCUCAGUCCAGGAGACUCUGGCGUGGUGCUGAAGUGUCAAGUGUGUGGCCACAACUCUGACACCCCUGCUCAACUUCAGCAGCAUGUAAGAACCCACCUAGAGGUCAGGGUCCCAGCUGAAAGGAGCCCCACCCCUCGCCAAAGUACCCCCACAGCAGUUGACCACUCCCAGCUGUCUUCCCAGGAGAGAGGAGAGCCCCUUGCUUGUGUCCCUAAGCCAGACUCAUCCAGCCCAGGUGCAAACGGCGGAUCAGCCACACCUCGUGACUAUGGUUCUUCUGAUCCCCAAAUUACUGAACUAAAGAUUAAAGAGGAGCCUCACUCAGAUUCUGAGACUGAGGAGCAACAAAUAGAGAUAAAGGAGGAUGGAGGGGAGGCAGAGGUUGAUGAAGAAGAGGGAGAUCAUGACACAGGAUGUAAGACGAUGGAGGCCCGAACUGACGCCUCCUCCUGUCAGAAUUCAAACUCUCCCAAUAGUCCAGCCAUUGCAGCUGUGAAGGCAGAACCGACUAGUCCAACCCCUGGUUCAAGCCCUGUACAUGUGGGAGGUGCAGGGUCAGUUGUUCCAGGAGGAGCAUUUAUCUUGCCUCAGUACAUGUUCAACCCUGAGGCGGCCAUUUUGCCCCAGGCCUCGGAGAUACUGGCUAAAAUGUCAGAGAUGGUACACAGCCGUCUGAAACAGGGCCAGACCGUACCACAGAAUAGCCCAGCGGCCUUCUUCGCCUCUGGAGCUACAGCAGCUACAGCAACAGCCACUCCUCCUCACAAAGGGGCCACUUGCUUUGAGUGCGAUAUCACCUUCAACAACAUCAACAAUUUCUAUGCACAUAAGAGGCUGUACUGCUCCAGCAGGCACCAUGGAGAAGGUCCUGCAUCAGCUUCAGCACCUGGGUCAGCAAGGGAUGCAACCUCAGCCACGGUGCCCUCCAGUGGGGCACAUGACUCAUCAGAGUCCCCUCAAGCUGGAGCAGCAAGUAGAGCAGCUUCUGCCUCUCCUACCGACUCUGACCCUCCUGCAGGGAGUGGAGCAACAGAAGCAAGGAGGGUCAUAGAAGUAAAGACAGAAACCUCAGUAGGGAGAGAAGGAAUAUCAUCCUCUUCUGAAGGUGAAGGUGGAGGUGGAAGUGUGGGAGGAGGGGGUGGAGGAGGUAGAGCAAGUGAAGGCAGCCAGAGUCCUGCUAGUGGAUCUGCAGAGGACCUGGAGGAUGACCCCAAUAAAACCUUCUGUCAGGCUUGCAAUAUCCGCUUCAGCCGUCAUGACAACUACACCGUUCAUAAGCGCUUCUACUGUGCGUCACGCCACGACCCGACCAACCACAGAGCUGUACACAUGAGCAAGGCAAACAAUGCAACCAACUUCCUUCCCCAGCCCAUCCGCACACGCAAGAGGAAGAAGAUGUACGAGAUUCACAUGGCGAGAACUGAGGCCUUAGCCAAUGCUGCUGCUGCUGCCGCUGCUGCAAAUGCCGCCGCCUCUGCUCCGUCUCCAUCCAUUCUGGGUUUAGCAGUGAAGCAAGAAGUCUCCCCAGGUGGGGCAGGCAGCUCAAGUCCAGAAGGAGAUGGCCCAAUUGACCUGAGCAAGAGGCCCCGUCUGAGAGAGGCUCCAGGGCACGGUAGUAGCGGUAUCCUCCCUGCCCUGCCUCUUACCGACUACCACAAGUGCACUGCCUGCAGUAUCAGCUUCAACAGCAUUGAGAACUACCUGGCGCAUAAAACCUACUAUUGCCCUGCCACAACCCUCCAGCCCCACACCAUGGAGCAGCUUCACAGGCUCAAGAGAUCAGCCUCUACCUCUCCCAAAAGCAGACCCCAACAAGAGCGCCCAGAUCAUCAGCACCCUGUGGAGGCAAAGGCUCAUCCUGCUGAGUGGGUUGCCCAGGCUCAAGGCACAUCAUCCAGUCCUAACCCCUCUGCCUUACCUGCCUCAGAAACCACAUCUCCGCCCCAUACAACCACCACGCUUGCAGCAACUCCUGGAGCUGGAGCUAAAGUUGUAGGAGUUAGUUCUGCUCAGGUUGUCUGCCCAUAUUGCCCCAACAGGCUCAUCACCAGUGACCUGAUGGAGCACUUCAAGACAACCCAUGGCCUGGUUGUGAGCAUUCAGCCGCCCCAGGAGAUCCUACCCCAGCCAGGCAGUGUAAUCAGCCACAGCCCCAGCCUUAGUCCCAGGGAUGGAGCUGCUGCAACCACAUCCACUACUCCAUCCAGCCAGCCCAGACUGGUCUCCCGUGUGCACAGAGACAGCAUCAACGGGCAGGCAAGGAGCGGUACAACUUCUCCCGUCUCUCCAAUGGUAAACGGCAGCCCCUUAGUUGGAGGUGGAUCACCAACAGCUGGCUCCCCUCUACCCACUUCUCCCCACAGGGCUCCCUCUCUGACUGUGUCACCUGUGCCUGAGAUCCUCAGAGAGACUGUGGGCUCAUCCCACCUUCCAGACAAGGCCACUCAGGCUGUGGCACCCCAGCCCACUCCCAUCCCUGGCCCUAAAACCUCUGUCAUCUCUCCUGUCCAAAAUGGUAACACCCGCUUCUGUCGGUUGUGCAACAUCAAGUUCAGCAGCCUGUCCACAUUUAUAGCUCAUAAGAAAUACUACUGCUCUUCCCACAGUGCGGAACAUGUCAAAUGAGCUGAACAAUUUUCUCCUUCCUCUUUCUCCUUUCUUUAUCUGAGUGAAGGCUCUCCUUGCCCUCUAAGUUCCAAGAAACUCAGAUGUCCCUCCUCCUCUGCCAGUCCUCCCUCAUGGAUGCCAAAAAGGCAAAACUGGCAUGACCAUGAAUGACACUGAAUGACUGUUACUCACCUGCCUGGGCCUGAUGCCUUGCUGCUCCAGAGCAGUGUCUGCAGGUGGUGUUACGAACAUAUUGACUGAUUUUCCUCCUCAUAUGGGUCAAAGUUUAUAGCACACUAAGAGCUGAGGCGAUGCUACCUGCACACACUGGUGUGCUCUCGUCCCCUGGAUGACUGUUUUGUUUUGUUUUUUGAGGCCCAGUCCCCAAUUCAGCCGCUCUCACGCCUCAGAGUAUGUUGCGUUGGAGGUGUUCUCUGUCGAUCUGUCGACUUCUUAUGUGUCUCUCUGUUGAACUGAGUUUAUUACGUAAGUAAUUGGAGUGUGAUGGGUGAUGAUACAACAAUGAUGAUACUGAUAAUGAUGGAUCUCCAUUUUUAUUCCUGAGCUCUUAAUGUUCCUGACCUAAACAGAGGAAUCAUUUGUGGAGAAGACUUGAUCAUUGUUAAUGUUUUUAUUAUCUGUGCAUAGUAUAUGAUGUCUGAAAAAAAGAGUUCUAUAAUACUUUUGGUUUCAACACUGGCUCUUUUUUGCUUACUAGAGAAGCAAAAGCGUUUUAGCUGAGAGAAAGAAAUACGUGGUUUCACAAUGUUACCAAUUACUGAAGGAUAAUAUUGCAAAAUGGACAGUUUCUUUCCUUUUACACAUACUUUUUUUUUUCUCUUCAAAACGCAAGGGAAAAAAUGUGAAAUAUUUAUCUUCUAUCUUUUAGUCCUCACUGAUUUCAUUUCAACAGAAAACUACCUACCUGGUGUCUAAGAGUAUUUGUAUUUUUUAUUUGUAUAUUUUUCAUACUGUCGGAAGGAACUGUUUGGAUCUGGGUGUAUUGAAGUGUAUUUUCUAAGUGUAGAUAUGUAAUAUCUCCUCACAGUAAUCACUGGGAUCACACUGAACUUUGUUAUCACGUUAGCAUUUGGUGUAGUCUUUAAUUGAUGGUGAGCUCUGAAAAACCAGCGUUGUGUUUAUUUUUCCCCUCUUGUACUCGCUGAUCAACGACAAUAUGAGAUCAGAGCAGCAGCUUUCACAUCUGAACGAUGUCGAGACCAACUCUGAUACUGUUGGCUUUUUACUAUGGUGAGAAUAAUGUGGCUUCACAGGUUAUAGACUACACAAAAUACUCAUUUACAAUCAAACCUUUUUUUGUUUGCAAACUACCAUCUCACACCCUGAGAGAAAAAUACAAAACCAGUACUUUCCUGUCUUAUACACACCUUACAUUGUUUUAAAAGGCAGAAUGGGUAGGAUUUAAAAUUUUGCCUAUUUACGCUUUUAAGUGUGCUAGGCUACGGGUGGUGGGCCAUUAUAGUUUAAAGUUAAGGCACAUAGCAGCAACUCAAAUGACAAAAACCCAAUUACAAUAAAAAAGACAAAACAGAAUGUCGAAACAUUAAAAACAAAUAUUUAGGUAAUUUAUUUUUAUAACUGUCAGGGCCAAUGAGACAAAUUUACCAGAUUCUAAAUCUAGCACAGCACCACCAUGUGCUUUUUGUGGGUUGUAAGUAAAGAUUUAAAGAGAUUAUGUCAUUUCAGUCUGUACUUUUUUAUUAUCUUAACCAUUCUGCCUUUUAAAGAUUGUCUUUCUAUCCGGGAAUGAAGGCUCAGCAGGAUACAGUUACACACACCUCACAAAGCAGAGUAAGAACAGGCAGUUUGUUUUAACCACUUAUUGUGGCUAAUGGUAUGUGUGUGUAGGAAGGCAGUGGUCUACCUCUGUCACCCCUUUACCCUCAUGCUCACCCGCACACAGUUUACACCAUGUACUCCUGUUGCAGUUGCAAUACAGUGUUAGAUAGAACUGUGAAAUACCUGGGUUUUUUUUUCGAUCUAGUUGCACACUUACUGACGUGCAGUAAGGCACAACUUAAUUUUAAAAUGCUGAAAUGUCAUUGAAAUUAAAACAAGAUUUGAUCCAUUUGUUCCUAAAAAUAAUCAUUAUCCUCAGGAUUUAACCCUUGCAAGUAUGCAUCAGCCUCUUAAACAGCAUUUGGACAUUGACCAGACCCUAAAUUGAUCAAUUUUGGGUGUGAUCACAGUGAGGCCAAUGUUCCCUUACUUGAGGGAUUAUCCUGCAGAGGACAACUGUACACCUGCUGACACAGGACUGAUCUGGACCUCUGUUCUGUUAGUGGUAGCAGUUAAAGACACACACAUAAUGCUGAUGGUCUGUGCCUAAAAUCUGCAAACAAACUUAAAAGUGAAGGACUUUUUUAUUUUAACAUAGAUUUCAAUUCAUGAUUGAUUUUUCUGCUCUGCUGUGGUUUGCGCCGUACCAGACACAUUAUACCACUAAGUGUUUACAAUCAAGUUGGUCCGUCUCUCCGACCUCAUAAAAGAGACAAGAAGCAGAAGAAAGUCACUGUCAUGUCAACUAGUCUCAAAUUAAGGAAGUGCUGAAUCAUCAUUCGAACUUACCCCAUUUAAUUGCACUGUGUUGUAUAAAAAUGUGCUGAAUGUUUUAGUUUUAGGGAUGUUUUCUUGUAAUGUAUUUAUGUUAUACAGAACUUUCCCCCGUCCAAAAUGCAUCAUCGUUCUACCUUGAAGGACUCUGAAAGAUGAUUCAACCUCACAUUGAACUUUACUUUUUCGAGCUGCAAACAUUUUUGUUAAUGAUUCCUCUGAUGUCCAGUCCAUAAUGGAGAAAAUCUCAAUGAAUGUCAAAACUUUAUUUCCAUGUUUUUAAUUUCAUUUCAGUUCCACUACACUCUUGUCCAAACUAUGCAUGGGAAAUAAAAAAGUUCUGAGAGACACUGAC